ACCGUUUAGAGAAUAGAUGUCAGAAAUUUUAAAUAUGAAUUAUUUUUUAUAAGUUAACUUAGUCUGUAUUCAAGCAUCAAGCAUCCACAAUGUCUUCAUUCAACAUGACUGAAUUUAAUGACAUCCUAGAGAAGUGUAAGGAUCGAUCACAACAGGAGAAACAAGAUCAAACUUUACUUCAGCCGUUCCAUUAUAUUAAGCAGAUUCCCGGCAAACAGAUUCGCUCAAAACUUGGACUAGCAUUUAAUUAUUGGUUAAAUAUUCCAAUAGAGAAGCUGGCGAAAAUAUCUGAAAUAGUCCAGAUGCUGCAUAAUUCAUCGUUACUAAUUGAUGAUAUAGAGGAUAAUUCAAUUUUACGUAGAGGAAUUCCUGUGGCACACUCAAUUUAUGGAGUCGCUAGUACAAUCAAUUCAGCGAACUAUGUUCUGUUCCUUGCAUUAGAGAAAGUACAGCAACUCGGACAUCCAGACGCGACAAAAGUUUAUACAGAACAGCUUCUAGAACUUCAUCGUGGACAGGGAAUGGAAAUUUAUUGGCGUGAUAACUUCCUAUGUCCUGAAGAGGCUGAAUAUAAGCUAAUGACAAUUCGAAAAACAGGUGGUCUUUUUAUGCUCGCAAUUCGAUUGAUGCUCCUAUUUUGUGAUAAUAAAAAAGAUUUUACAAAAUUAACGGCCUUACUUGGUUUAUACUUUCAAAUUCGUGAUGAUUAUUGUAAUUUGAGCCUUAAAGAAUAUUCAGAGAAUAAAAGUUUCUGUGAAGAUUUAACGGAAGGGAAGUUCAGCUUUCCAAUCAUUCAUGCAAUUCAAUCCCAAGAUCUGGAUAAGCAAGUACUUCACAUUCUGCGCCAAAGAACUCGGGAUGUAGAAGUGAAAAAGUACUGUGUAUCAUUGCUUGAGAAAACGGGAAGUUUUAGGUACACACGUGAAACUCUAGAUGCUCUCGAUAAGGAAGCGAGAAACGAAGUAAUGGAAUUAGGACCAAAUCCAAUAAUGGAUAAUUUACUAGAUGAGUUAUUAAGUUGGAAAACAACAGCAGAUUAAUAUUCAUACACGGAUAAGUU
Messenger RNA from Chironomus riparius, 1060 nucleotides. The record is from the annotation of a GenBank genome assembly. NCBI's taxonomy places the organism in Eukaryota, Metazoa, Arthropoda, Insecta, Diptera, Chironomidae.